AUGUUAUCUCUGUUUCAACCAACUUUUGAACUAUUAAGAACAUGGUGCCCAUGUUUCUCCAAGACAUUUUGUUGUUGCUGCAAAAAUGUUUCAUCUGAAGAGCGUACUCUUUUAAAUAAUAGUGACACAUAUGGCGGCAAAGAACUGCAAAACUUCUCAAAGCCCGCUGAGGAUUCGGAGGAUUCUGAAGAGGAAGCAUCCAGAAGAAGAAUAGCUGAGCAUAAGAAACAACUUGAAGAAAAAAGACGGCUCAAAAUGGAAAAAGGGUAUGCGGAAAUCGCCAUAAUGCAGAGAACACGAAAGGAAAUAGAGAAUGAUGUCAGAAAUCAAGAACAACGACUUUCUCAACUGGUUCAGCCGAGAAGAUCGGAAGGUGCUGGAAAUGGAGAUGAGAUAGUGGAAAGUUCGGACGACGAAGAAGCACAAAUCCAUAAAGAAUUCCAAGAGAAACUGAAAAUUCAAGACGAACAAUAUAAGAAAAAACUGGAUGAUAUGCGAAAAAGAAAACUGAUAAGACAGGAAGAACACAGCAUUGAAAUGUCCACUUUGAAAACAGAGCGACUGGAAAAACUUGACAAUUUACUCAAGCUUCAUUCAAUUUUCCUAUUCUCUAGUAGUGUUGAAAAUGAGAAGGAAUCUGAAAGAGUCGCUGAAAUUUUGAGAUGUCACAAUAAACCAUUUAAGGAAGUUCCGGUGGAUGAUGACCCAUACAUCCGGUUGGCAAUAAAGGAGUUUACCGGGAGAUCCGACUUUCCACUACUGCUUGUUGGUGGUCAAUGGGUUGAUACCUCUAUGGAGGGGGAGUUUUUGAGUAGAGUUGUAGAUUUUUGA
This is a messenger RNA of Caenorhabditis remanei, 831 nucleotides long. RefSeq lists its product as uncharacterized. Bases 1 to 831 code for a protein of 276 amino acids. NCBI's taxonomy places the organism in Eukaryota, Metazoa, Nematoda, Chromadorea, Rhabditida, Rhabditidae. The record is from RefSeq and is a predicted model, not a curated record. The transcript has 4 exons.